Messenger RNA from Trichoderma citrinoviride, 891 nucleotides. RefSeq names its product alpha/beta-hydrolase. Gene Ontology annotation, molecular function: epoxide hydrolase activity. The transcript has 4 exons. NCBI's taxonomy places the organism in Eukaryota, Fungi, Ascomycota, Sordariomycetes, Hypocreales, Hypocreaceae. Bases 1 to 891 code for a protein of 296 amino acids. The record is from RefSeq and is a predicted model, not a curated record.
AUGGCAAAUAUCACAGGCGUAAUUAUACCAGCCAUCCACCAUCUGGAGGUUGGAGACUACGACGUCUUCUACCGUGAGGCUGGCCGUGUUGAUGCUCCUACUAUCCUGCUCCUUCAUGGAUUUCCUACUUCCUCCUUCAUGUUUCGCCAUCUGAUUCCGAUUCUCGCGGUCACCUACCACGUAAUUGCGCUGGACUACCCCGGCUUCGGCUUUACAACAGUUCCAGAAUUAUAUCCCCAUACAUUUGACAAUAUCGCUCGUGUGACCGAGAAGUUCUUGGAAAUACUCCAAAUCUCCAAGUACGCACUUUAUAUAUUCGACUAUGGUGCUCCAGUUGGUCUGAAGCUUGCUGUGCGAAACCCUCAUGCCAUAACCGCAAUCAUCUCACAGAAUGGCAAUGCUUAUGUUGAGGGACUUGGACCAUUCUGGGAUCCAGUGAAAGUAUACUGGGAAUCUGGAAGCAAAACUGAUCGCGACGCCCUAGAUGGAGUUCUUUCUUUCAACACGACCAUGGGCCAAUAUACGGGAGGGACUGAGAAUCCUGCUGCUCUCGAGCCUGAGUCUUGGUGGCUCGACUGGACACUCAUGGCAAACAGACCUGGCAACGAUGAUUAUCAACUAGACCUCUUCUAUGACUACCGAAACAACGUCAAGCAAUAUCCCGAGUUCCAAGAAUACUUUCGCAAGUCUCAGGUGCCAUUGCUCGCUGUCUGGGGAGAGAAAGAUACCAUCUUUAUUCCUCCUGGGGCUGAAGCAUUCAAGAGAGACCUGCCCAAUGCUGAGAUUCACCUUCUAGAUGCGGGUCACUUCACUUUGAUCAGCAAUCUGGAGCAGAUGGUGGAAUAUAUACUCCCUUUCCUUGGAAACCACCUUGGCAAAGGUCGCGCAUAA